AUGGGAAAAGAUCCAACACAACACGGACAAGCAAGCCAAGGAUGGCAAUUUUGGUCGAUUGGAGGUGAUGAUUCGGAACAACCGGCAAGUCAUGAAGUGAAAAAAGCACCGACGUAUCAAGUUGUCAACGACAAGAAACCAGUAAAACCGGCACGACAUGAUGCACCGACAAAGCUUCUGAAAUCUUCUACUAAUGAUACUAAUAGUACUAUUAUCAUGAAGAGAGACGGAUGGCAAUUUUGGGCCCUUGGGGAGCAGCCGACAAAUGAUGAACAGACAUCAAUUUCAGUUUCAGCCCCCAUUCACAAGGCUUCAUCAUCACAAGUAAUCGUUACGAGUGGCCCAAAGAAGGGUUGGAAAUUUUGGGCCAUUGGGGUUACCGACAGCCCCAAUAGUAUGAAUCCAAAUGAUCUUAUUCCUUCAGACAAUUUCAACAAUACGGACCAAGCUUCUGUAGCACUAAACGCAAAGGAUCCUGUAGACUCAAGAGCUGAAUGCGCUUGGCGGUAUUGGUCCCAAAUGCACCACCAAGAGGAGCUGAUAGCAUCACCGUCAGAUUUUGAUUGUCAGGAAGCUUGGCAGUUCUGGGCGAUUGGUGUAUCUGAUGCUUCAUCACAAGUGUCCCUGCUGACAGAAGCCUUUGAAAUGGACCCUCCCAUGGUGAAAGUUGUCAAGAUCAGGACACUGCAACCAAUCGAGCCGCGAAAUGAAAGCGGCUGGCGGUAUUGGUCUAGUAUGAAGAAAGAUGCGGCAAUAUUGAAAUCUAAAGAAAUUAAUACAAAACAAGGCUGGCGGUUCUGGGCGAUCGGAGAAGCAAAUCGGGCGGCCAUGAUGGAUCAGAAACAGCUGAUUGCUUCGGAACAUUUUGCAGUCGAACCUCCUAUUAUGAAACCAGUGGCACCAAAAAUGAGUUUAUCACAAGAUGAGAGCGGUUGGCGUUAUUGGUCUCGUGUACAGCAAACGGAAGAUGUGACCAAGGCAACGGCAACCAAUGCCGUUUCCAAAAAACAAGGGUGGCAAUUUUGGGCAAUUGGUUCCACGAAUCAUCAGUCUUCGUCGGCUCGAAAGAAGCACCAGCUUUCCUCCGGUUUGCAAAAGGACUCUUGGGUCAUCAAAACCAAGGAACGAAAUGAAAAGGAAGCAAGAGGUGAAAGUGAUUGGCAGUACUGGUCUAAACUCCUUACGGAAGACGCAGCAUUGACAUCCGCAAAUGUUGGCAAGAAACAAGGGUGGCAAUUUUGGGCUCUUGGGAGUUCCAACCAGGCUUCUGCAUAUCGCAAAACGGUUGUCUCCGAAGGAAGAGAUGUCGAAUUUCCUGCUAUCAUGAACAGUCGAAAUACUACCAUGGACCCAAUAGAGCAAGGAGGAUGGCGUUACUGGUCUCGGGUGAACGAGGACAGUCACGAAGAUCUGCAAAGGGAUGAUAUAAUGCCACUUUCACAUUUCCCUUUGUAUUCGCAAGGAGCAACAACGGCUGCGACUUUCUCUGCCAAUCCAAAGUUCUAUACAAUACAAAAGAAGUUGGAGAGAAUUGAUGAAGAGAAAGGGUCGAAGGACACUUUGUCCUGCGACGAAGAUUUGAAAAUUGAAGAUAGCGAAACGAGUCAAGCCAGACAGCCUUUGCACGCCGAUGGAGACAAUGCUAACGAUAGCAUACCACUGUCGAGUGUCACGGCUGCUGAAGCAACCAAGCUGACGACGAUACAAGAGACGAAAACAAUAACCAUGAAGAAAAAAGCUUCAAACGCCAUCCAGAACUUCAAAAAGUCUCUUCCAACCUUUGAAAAGCAAAAAGAAAAGUUGUUGUCAAUGGACAGCAAGCUCCGGCCAAACAAGAAGAAACAUACUCAUUCCGAACCACCAAUCAUUCCAAAACGAGGAAUCCUACCGAAAGAUUGGGUCCACAAGAGUCAAACGAGAACUCGAAAUAACCUUGCUUCCAUCAAAGAAAAGCAAGAGCGCUACAAACAAGAAGCCUCCCUCUUGUUUGCUCAAGCGGAGCAGAGAAAACAAGAAGAACGCCGUCUCAAUGAAGACAUGUCAGAUUGGAUUUUUGAAGACGCUGUGCUCCGUGGGAUUGCUGCAACAGUCACCAAUGCAGUGGAUGCCAUGGAAUAUGUGGUUUCCACCUUUCGCCAAACCAAGUCGACAAUGAAAGAAGAAGAAGAAGCGAUCCAAUUUUCCAAUCACAAAUAG
Cylindrotheca closterium is the source of this 2196-nucleotide messenger RNA. The record is from the annotation of a GenBank genome assembly. NCBI's taxonomy places the organism in Eukaryota, Bacillariophyta, Bacillariophyceae, Bacillariales, Bacillariaceae.